This is a messenger RNA of Exophiala dermatitidis NIH/UT8656, 1434 nucleotides long. RefSeq names its product MFS transporter, MCP family, solute carrier family 16 (monocarboxylic acid transporters), member 10. Gene Ontology annotation, molecular function: transmembrane transporter activity. Gene Ontology annotation, cellular component: fungal-type vacuole membrane. NCBI's taxonomy places the organism in Eukaryota, Fungi, Ascomycota, Eurotiomycetes, Chaetothyriales, Herpotrichiellaceae. Gene Ontology annotation, biological process: transmembrane transport. The record is from RefSeq and is a predicted model, not a curated record. The transcript is spliced from 4 exons. The coding region runs from base 1 to 1434 and encodes 477 amino acids.
AUGGCACUGUACGGAAGAAAGCAUCCUCUCAAUGAUGUCGAACCCGCCACCGCCAAUGCUCCAGGCGAGAUUAUACCCCUCGAAGAGAACCAGAGCCAGAGCCAUGCAGGCGACGAAGAGGCUAGAUCUUCCCUCGACCGCGAACGAAUCGUGACUCCAGCCAAUGCUCAACCUGUGGAGAUGCGACCGGUCUCUCGGAAGCAGCAGACAGGCAUAUUAUUCUGUGCCUUCUUCGCCGUCUUUAUUACUAUCGGUCUGAACCAGGCAUACGGUGUGUUUCUCAACUACUACCUCACCGACGGGAGCAGUGCGAAAGACCCGUUCCUCCCGCCCAGCGAAGUCAGGAGUAAAGCCAUGUUGGCAUUCGUCGGAACUCUCGCUUACGGACUGACUUGGGGAGGGAGUAUUUUUGUCAAUCCGAUCAUGGCACGGUCCAAGGACCCGAGAUGGAUUACGGGCGCAGGAGCAGUGUUGAUUGGGGCGGGCUAUGUGUUGGCCAGUUGGUGUCAUAGGGUAUGGCAACUCCUCCUCACACAAGGGUUGAUCUACGGAGUCGGCACGUCGUUGAUGUAUUUCCCCAUCAUGGCUGUGGCUCCAGAGUACUUUGACGCUCACCGCGGGUCGGCCAUGGGAUUUAUCCUCUCGGCUGCCGGGGUCGGCGGUCUAGUUUAUGCACCUGCAGCCCGGGCAAUGCUGGCCAAAGUCGGUGCAGCUUGGACAUUGAGGAUUUUCGGGUUGGCCAAUCUGGCCAUGUGCAUCCCGAUUGUGCUCGGUACGCCGCCAUCACGGAGUCUUUCGAAACGGCCGACACUGGUAGACGUGCGCCUUGCCAGACGGCCGGCUUUUGUUCUGCAAGCUCUGGCUGCUAUGGCUCAGGCGGCGGGAAAUUUGGUGCCUCUGACGUUCUUACCUGAAUUCAGUACGAGGCUGGGAUAUACGGCUGCAUUUGGCGCCGCCUUGCUCGCCAUUCAUAAUACAGUCAACACGGUGAGUCGGAUCGCAAUGGGCUUCAUUGCCGAUGUCGCCGGCCGGCAGAACACGCUGGUCCUCAGUGUGCUCGGCAGCGCUAUCACCGUUGUCGCGCUGUGGUUGUCCAGUGCCUACGGGGACGAUAUGAAGCUUUGGAUCGCCUUUGUUGUCAGCUACGGAAUCUUUGCCGGAGGUUAUAACUCGUUGUUCCCGACUACAGUAAUUGAGGUCUUUGGCGCGCAGGCGUAUGCUUCAGUCAAUGGGUUCAUCUAUUUCAUCCGUGGUCUGGGUGCGCUAUGGGGUUCUCCAGUGGGAGGUGCGCUUGUUGCUGGAGGCACCAAGCCACAGGCAUACAUUUCGCUGAUCUGGUAUGAUUUCGGGCUGUUGAUGUUGUCGAGUGUUUGUGUCAUUGCAGUCCGGGUCUUUGAUGCAGCGGAAAAAGGGCAGUUUAAGCUGAAGGCAUGA